Penicillium taxi is the source of this 858-nucleotide messenger RNA. RefSeq lists its product as uncharacterized. NCBI's taxonomy places the organism in Eukaryota, Fungi, Ascomycota, Eurotiomycetes, Eurotiales, Aspergillaceae. The record is from RefSeq and is a predicted model, not a curated record. The transcript is spliced from 2 exons. The coding region runs from base 1 to 858 and encodes 285 amino acids.
AUGGAUCGAAUGAAUGAAUACACUGCCAGUACUAUCCUGGAUGUCGUGGAUCGAAUUUUGCAAUACAGACACGGCAAUGUUUCUGUAUUUCUCCAUCGAAAUACUGCAACCUUUGAGCAAGCCUUGCUCGCAACUGCAGAGCAGGUUCGCGAGCUCCCUAAUUCCCCACUAUAUGGAGUUACGCCAGAUAACCCACUGAAUGUGAUUGGAACAUCAUCAUCGAACCUGCCUAUUCGAACAUCUGAAAAGUUGAGAUUUGAGCCUAUGCCAGAGCCUGUCUUGGGACAUCGUCGUGCUGCCUUCAAGGCAAAGUUUUGUGGACCCGAGAACCAGAUACCUCCGCGGGACCCAUAUAUCCUACAACUCCGAGCCACUUUCACAGAGAAGAGACUGGCAUUGAUUCGUGGCAGCGUAGUGGUCUCUGCUGCCGACUGGGAUGACGGAGAUCCUCGAGUGGAGAUGUCCGAUAUCCCCCUCCUCUGUGACACCGGAGCUUAUAAGACAAUUAUCACAGCCGAUAUGCUCUCUCCUGGUUUCGUCCAUUACCUACACACAGACCCAAUCAAUGCGCCCCACCGCCAUCAUGGAAAUCCUCGAGUACAGGUCGGUCUUCUCCUGGAAUUUUCAAAUUCUAUCUUGAGCCUCGAAACAAUUGCAACCGUCUUUGAAAGGGAAGCGGUCCCUAAAAUACGCUCUGGUAUUAUUCUGGGACAGAAUGGAUGUAUCAAUAGCAUGCAAUAUCGCUCAAUUCCGCGGGCAGUUCUCGAGGCCCAGGUCCAAAUAAUCGGCAGUGAAUUCUGGGGUGAUCUGGUCGUGGAGAGCUUCGUCGAUCUUGACGGUAUUCUUCAGCAACUUUGA